Molecule: messenger RNA, 678 nt
Organism: Ornithodoros turicata
Lineage: Eukaryota; Metazoa; Arthropoda; Arachnida; Ixodida; Argasidae
Exons: 1
Coding region: 1-678 (225 amino acids)
Biological process (GO): retrotransposition
Cellular component (GO): ribonucleoprotein complex
Molecular function (GO): single-stranded RNA binding
Source: RefSeq, a predicted model, not a curated record
AUGCUCCAAGACCUCGUGCCGCUAAAAGAUAAAGUGUGUGCCAUGAGCGAAACACUUGUUCAGAUGGAGAGCUCGCUUCAAGUAAUGUCUGACAAAUAUGACCAAGUACUCUCCGAACUUUCCCAUCAGAAACAGGAAAUAGGCGCCCUUCAAAAGCGUGUAGACAAGAUUGAACACAGUGCCGUUCAACUGAGCGCGCUGGAAAGCGUAAAACGGGAUCUAAACGACCUUGAGCAAUAUGGCCGGAGGAAUAAUCUUGAAAUCCAUGGUAUUCCUUAUGCCCCGAACGAGAGUCUCUUAGACAAACUAAGCGAAGUUGCAGCAGUUCUGAAUGUGCCUCAGCCAGACACCAACAGCAUCGAAGCAAUUCACAGGCUACCAUUCACACCGGGAAAAAUCCCCGCAGUAAUCGUCCGGUUCACGAACAGAUCCAUUUGUGAACGUUGGCUGGCCAACAGAAGCAAGCUUCGAACCCAUAAAAUUCACAACCAAAACAUAUAUGUUAACGAGAACUUGACCGCAUCCAAUCGAAAACUGUUCUACGACGCUCGAAUGCGCGCCAAGGACUUGCACUACAAAUUUGUAUGGCAUAAGUACGGUGCCAUAUAUGUAAGAAAGGACGAAUCUGCAAAACCCAUCCGUGUUAGCUCCACCGUGGACCUUAACAACCUCGUUUAA